UACUUAUUACUACUUGCUACUUGCUAAUAUAACUGUGCUUCAUUUAUGAUUAUUGUGGUCAGCAGCAAUUUUUUUUUUGUAACUUCUAAUUUCCUCUAUUUUUCUCAGCCAUUGAUGGGAUAUUUUAUAUUGGUUACUCAUGAAUUAUUCAGCUGAUGUUACUUACUUACUUUUGGAAGGUCAUGUAGAGCUGGAGAAGUACAGGUAUCUUUAUUUUAUCGUUUCUUUUACAGUGUAUUUGCUGAUCAUUUGCUGCAAUGCUGGUGUCAUCUUCAUUGUGCUCACGGAUAAGAAACUGCAUGAGCCGAUGUACAUUUUCAUCACUGCUUUACUUCUGAACUCUUUGUUUGGAACCACUGUGAUUUAUCCCAAACUUUUGGGUGAUUUUCUGUCUGAAAGACCAGGAAUUUCUUAUGAAGGAUGUCUGUUUCAAGCUUUUUGCAUUUAUACGUACGGCGUAUCAGAGUUUACACUGUUAUCAGCUAUGGCGUACGACAGAUACGUGUCCAUAUGUAAACCUUUACAGUACCCGACUCUUAUGAACAUGUCUACUGUCAGAAAACUCUUAUUCAUCUGCUGGUUUGUUCCUUUCUGUGAAGUUGGAAUAUUGGUCAUUUUAACCUACAGACUGAAACUGUGUCGAUUUAAACUGGAGAGAAUCUACUGCAGUAAUUACGCCAUUGUUAAAUUAAGCUGUGGAGACACGACGGUAAAUAACUCCUACGGGCUCUUUAUCUUAGUCAUCGCUGUGAUUCCACCUGUGAUCUUUAUAAUCUUCUCCUAUGUCCGAAUUCUCUCUGUCUGUUUAAAGAACUCAAAGGAAUUCAGGAGAAAAGCUCUGCAGACCUGCUUCCCUCAUCUCUUCAUCUUCAUCAGCUUCUCUGUCACUUCCUGUUUUGAAAUUAUCAACAGCAGAUUAGAAGGAAAUGUUCCUCAUAUUGUUGCUAUGAUCAUGUCUAUUGAAAACAUGGUUAUUCCUCCUCUGAUUAACCCUGUUAUUUAUGGGCUGAAGCUGCAGGAGAUUUUGAAAAGGAUUAAGACGCUGUUUUCAGGGAAAAAGAGGAUAUCGUUUUAGAUUAGGGUCAGUUUCCUCCUCCUCUUCCUCCUCUUCUUCUUCUUCUUCUUCUUCUUUUUUUCUGUGAGGACUGUGAUAAUGGUCAUGUAAUGAACAAUAUGAUUGUACUGAGGUUAAUGAUGAACCUGUGAUGAAUACUUAAUUCUAAAUAAAAAGGUAAAUUCUGGUUAAUAUUACCAUUUGCAAUGUGAUGUGUACAGUACAUAAAAUUAUAAUAAAUAUUUAUAAUUAUAGUAUAAUAAUUAUUACAAAUUAUAAAAAUAGAAAUUAUAAAAAAAAAUAGAUUUUGAACAUUUUGAAUGCAGAUGUUUCUGCAGGGUUAACAAAAUAAAUAGAUAAGAUAAUAAUAAAUAUAUAAUAAAUACAGUUUAGAUUAGAGUCAGUUCCUUCUUCUACUUCUUUUUCUUCCUCUUCUUCUUUGAGGACUGGGACAAUGGUCAUGUAAUGGACAAUAUAAGUGUACUGAGGUUGAUAU
Molecule: messenger RNA, 1550 nt
Organism: Astyanax mexicanus (Mexican tetra)
Lineage: Eukaryota; Metazoa; Chordata; Actinopteri; Characiformes; Acestrorhamphidae
Product: olfactory receptor 6N2-like
Exons: 1
Coding region: 140-1075 (311 amino acids)
Biological process (GO): G protein-coupled receptor signaling pathway
Cellular component (GO): membrane
Molecular function (GO): G protein-coupled receptor activity; olfactory receptor activity
Source: RefSeq, a predicted model, not a curated record